This is a messenger RNA of Alnus glutinosa, 1590 nucleotides long. RefSeq lists its product as uncharacterized. Lineage: Eukaryota; Viridiplantae; Streptophyta; Magnoliopsida; Fagales; Betulaceae. The transcript is spliced from 3 exons. The coding region runs from base 96 to 1340 and encodes 414 amino acids. The record is from RefSeq and is a predicted model, not a curated record. Gene Ontology annotation, molecular function: protein binding.
CGCCACCCCCAUUCCCGAGCUCCCCUUUACUCAAAGCAAACCCUAAUUCUCUUCAGCGCAGCUUCUUCCCGAAUCUUUCCGUUCCUUCAUCAAAAAUGGGGACGAUGCUAUUGCCUCCGUGGCAGUCUCCAAAAUCAAUUUCAAUUGAUGUUUUAUCGACCCAUAAUACAUGUCUUUGUCCUUCUAAUUUUUUCUCUCCUCGUUCUUACAACUUCGUCUUCUGUGUGCCUGAGCCUGUGUGGGUGCCUGUGCCUGUGCCUGUGAAAUAUGGAAAUGAUGAUGAUGAAGAAGAAGAAGAAGAAGAAGAAGAACUUGAUGAUGAACAUGAACAUCACCAUGAAGAUGAAGAUGAAGAUAAAGAUGAUAGGAAGUAUACGAAGUGGUUUACAAUCAGUAUUCAUGCAGACGGUCCUUGCGAGGUCUACACUGAGGAAGAACCGCUCACUUCGUUUUUGGACGCCAAACUUCACGUGGUCAAGGGCUUUGCUGCCCUAGGCUCCCACGUCUACGCUUUUGGUGGUGGGCUGGCGAUUCCAUUCUGUCCAUCCGACGUCUGCAAAUUGGACGUUACCGGCCGUGGUGCUUACGGCUGCGACUCUGUUCCUUCGAUGAUUACUCCCAAAUUCCUCUCGCACAAUCUUGUUCUAGACGGGAAGAUUUAUGUUUUUUCUGCUCGCGGGCCAAGGGAUAUGCCGUGGGGUGAGGUUUUUGAUCCCGAUAACGGAAAAUGGGAAGCCUUACCUGAACCUCCAUGUGAUUCGAGCUAUACAAUUUUUUCUGCAGCUCUUGAGAAUCCAAACAGGAUUCUUGUGACUUUCCAUGUUUCGGGUACAUGCAAUUCUGCAAUGUUUUGUGCCUACAAUGUGCAGGGUCGAUCUUGGGAAAUGCUUGCUCCUGCUAAGCGCAAUAUCCACCGUCAUUACCCUACAGGGGUUCCUCACAGGACGGUAACUGUACAUAAUACUUUAUACUGGAUCACUCUUGUAAAUGAUGAGGCAUUAUUGAUUGCCUAUAAUUUAGACCUGGAUACAUGGCUAGAAGGGAGUCUUGAGGAUUUUGGAAUUUUCUAUGACACACCAAUUUGUCUUUUCCAUUUAGAGAAGCAGAGGUUCUGCCUCUUACAAUCGUUAUCGCGUCGGAUUACACCAGAUGGAAAUAGACCAUCUGAUGCUGAUCUUUACUGCGUUGUAGUUAAUGUGUCCCAUAUGCCCGGGGAGAACAGAUUAGGCAUAUCGCUUGCUUGGAAACAAAUGUUUAAGGUGGAUUGUCCCUAUCCGUUUUCAGAUUGCCUUUUACUGCCUGAAAUCAAGCAAGAGGAACUGCGAGGAGCAAAUUAUUAAGGCUUAAUAGAUUAUAGUCUAUAAUAUUAGGGGUAAGUAGUUUCAGUGAAGAAAUCAAGCAAGAAGAGUGUGUGGAGCAAAGAGAAUGUUUUUGGAUGAGUGCAAAGAGAGUUAUGACAGUAGGUUGCUUUAUUUAUGUUCUUUUUUUUUCUUUUUUUUGAGAAUCUUUUUUUAUGUUCUUAUGCAAACACGUUAAAUUGAUCAGAGAAGAUCGCCGCAAUGUGCAAUGCUGCCAAAGAAAUAUUUUAUC